Molecule: messenger RNA, 1168 nt
Organism: Octopus sinensis (East Asian common octopus)
Lineage: Eukaryota; Metazoa; Mollusca; Cephalopoda; Octopoda; Octopodidae
Exons: 2
Coding region: 27-542 (171 amino acids)
Biological process (GO): response to endoplasmic reticulum stress
Cellular component (GO): protein phosphatase type 1 complex; endoplasmic reticulum
Molecular function (GO): protein phosphatase regulator activity
Source: RefSeq, a predicted model, not a curated record
CAUUCAGUGCGAGCAACAGAAGUCCAAUGAAUUCCACUAAUUUAGACUCUUUUACUGAUCUGCACAGCUCUGUUCAUGAUGGGCAGGAUAGCGAUGAUUGUGUUAGUGAUGAAAAUUACGAUGAUAUCUUGUUCUCUGAUACCCCUUGCUUUUCUUUCAAUAAACUGUUUGAAAAUACUCAAAAUACAAAAACUGAAAAUACAGACUCCAUUCCCAAUUCCGUAGGAAAAGCCAACGACCGAUGGAAUCGAGUCUAUAUGGACACGAACAUACAUCAUAAAGCUUCUAAGGUUCGUUUUGCUGCUGAUGAGAAGUUAGAAACCAAGCACCUUAUGCUUGCAUGGAGCUAUGCCUACCAAGCUGCCCGUAAAGGUGAAUGGGUACAAAUUCAUAUUGAUUCAGAGAGGUUUCGACGUCGGAUAGAAAACACUGAGCAAGUGUUGAAACCUAUUUUAGAUCCUUCUCACAGACUGAAGAUCUUGGCUCUUCGGAAGAAAUAUGAACAUUACUCAAUGCAUCUAGUAAAGAAUUUGCCUAACUGAAGAUUUAUUGUAUUUUUCUUUAGGUGAAACUACAUUACAGACUGUUAAAUGCAAUCUUGUCACAUACAGACAACUAUCAAAUGGAUAUCAUCUUAAAUGUCAUCAUUGAAGCAUUCUGUGAUACAAAAUGAAAUAUUUUUGUAAUUAAACUAAAAAGAAAACAUUUCAUGUGAUGGUCUUUUGGAGCUUUGUAGAUCAUAUAAACUUUGACCUAAUAUUUAAAUUACUAUUAACUCAACAUUGUGGUUGGUGUUGGAAGUGGUGGUGUGUCUUUCAUGACACACCAUCUCUCUCUCAUUACAUGUAUGUAGCAAGCAGCAGUUAAUAUAUCUGGUCUCAGAGCUAUUUAUUAUUUAUUACAUCUGGCUGACUCAGAUUUUGAAUUACUUUGGCAACCAGUCUCUGAUUAAAGAUGACUAACUCUAAAUCCAAUAGUGGUUUUUUUCUUUUGUAUACCAUCGUCUAAGUAAAUUCUAAAAUUAUGACUUGGUACAUUGUUGUAACUUUCUGGGUAUGUUUUAUGUACAUGUACCUGACCAGCUAUAAAUAUUUUACUGCUGUACAUAAAGUAAACCACAGUGUAAGGGGAGGUAAUAACAGAUUAACAUCUAAGAAGAUAAUUAAAU